This is a messenger RNA of Cetraspora pellucida, 321 nucleotides long. Lineage: Eukaryota; Fungi; Glomeromycota; Glomeromycetes; Diversisporales; Gigasporaceae. The record is from the annotation of a GenBank genome assembly.
UAUUUUGGUAGAAUUUUAACAAUACAAGAACUAGAUAGACUCAAGAAGAUGCAUAAUCUAUGUGUAGAAUUAGAGGCAAAUGGUGCACUAAGUAAAAUGAAAAACUUAAUUAAAGCACAGUAUGGGCCAAUAAGUAUGACAACAUUAAAAUUUGAAAGAAUACUUGAAGUAGAAAGAAAUUGUUGCAAAAUUUCAAAAAGCAUUAAAAAAAGAAAAAGUCAAGCUUUGAAAGGAGAAAAAGAAAAAAAGAAGAGUCCAAGCACAGCAAUCAAUGCAUCAAAUGAUGAAGAAAGAAAUUACGAUGAAACAGAUUGUAGAUAG